Messenger RNA from Punica granatum (pomegranate), 2054 nucleotides. Lineage: Eukaryota; Viridiplantae; Streptophyta; Magnoliopsida; Myrtales; Lythraceae. The record is from RefSeq and is a predicted model, not a curated record.
GGCCACCCGUUUUCCCUCUCCAAAGAGGUUUUCCGUUCACCGGCGAAAACAGAGCCCCAGUUUCUGUGCUCCGCCGCUUCCCACUCUCUUCUCCGCCCGAAGAUGUCGAUCCUCCAAAUCGCUCCGCCACUUCCCCACACCCUCCUCUCCUUCUCAAGAGCGCUAGUCCCUCCUUCCCACCAUCGCCUAUUCCUCCACUCGAAACCCUCCAACCUCACUCUCCCAUUCCGCCCCGCCCCCAUCCGUAUGGGCGGCGGCCCCAGAACGUACCCCGGCGGCGUCUCCAAGUGGCAGUGGAAGCGGAUGCAGGCCAAGAAGGCCAAGCAGCUCCUUAAGGCUCGACUCACCCGCGAGCGCCAGAUUUACGAAAUGCGGAAGCGGGCUGAGCUCAAGGCCGCCGUGUCCGAGCUCGAGCGGCCUUGGGAAGCCGUGAAGCGCGCACCGACCCUCUUCUCCGUCAGCGCCGAUGAGCAGCUGAAGGUCCUCGCCGACCGGUUCCAGAAGCCUGGCGGCUUCGACAUGUGGACUGAGAGGGACGGCCCCGAGCUGUUUAAGGCCAUGGACGGGCUGCCCUCUGCUAGGUUCUUCCCUAAGGGGGUUGUGCACAGCGUGAAGCCCUACGGGAAAGUUGCUGAAUUGGAGGGUUCGGUCGAGGAUUCAGGCUCCGGCGGGGAGAGUGAAUUAGAUGAAGAGCUUGAUGAUUAUGGGGAAGAUAGGAGGAUCUCUAGUCGGAGGUUGAGAGGUGGUGAACUGGGUUCGGGAUUGGAAGCUGAAAAUGGCGGUGUAGUUGGAAAGCAGAUUGUUCGUUAUCAGAGGAACCGGAGGAACUCGAGCAUUGGAUACAGCCAAUUGGAUGAUGUCGAGGAAGGGGGUUCGGUUUCAGGAAGUGAAGAUGAUGCUGGAUUAGGCGAACAGAGGGUUGGGAAUGAGCGGAAUAAGAGGAUUUCUGCCGGUAGGAUGAGGGGCAGGGCUAUGUAUAAUUCGGAGGAUGGUUUAAGAUCAUCGGGCUUGGAUUUGAAGAAUGAAGGCAAAAGUAAAGGGAGGCUGGCGAAGAAGGGCAUUUCGAGAAAGUCUGGGGCACUGGGCAAGGGAGGUUCAAGAGAGAGUGGCUCUGUUCGAGUCGGUUUUGACAGGAAACAGAGAGGAAGCGAGGAGGGUUAUGGUGAUGGGUUGAGGAGUGGUAGGAACAACAGAAUAAGAGAGUCGAGAGAUUCGGAUUUGGAAGUUUACGAUAUGAGCUUGCAAGAAGAUGGUAGUUACAGGCUGUGAAUGCACGGAACUAAUGAAAUGUAAAGUAUAUAGCCUACAUCGCGGAUCAGAAGAGUGGAAAUGCAGGAACUGAUUUCAAGAAAAGACUUCGCUUAUCUGCAUACCGUGAUGCUGGGUUUGGCAUGAGCAGUGUUUAACUUGAACAUGGGUAAGGUGAUGGCAGGUAAUAUUGGAUACAAUUUGGACAUGUGCACGAGGAUAUCGUAGUUGUUUCAUAAGAUGUGUUUACUUCAACUGAGAAUUAUUGACCCAUUUGCAAUUAAUGCGAUACCUAAUGUUAGUAUUAUCGAACAUCUUUCAUGGUUCCGGGUUGUUUAUGGCAUACAGUUUGAAACUUUUGGCUUCAACUGAUCAUCUUGAGUACGGAAACGAAGUGAGCUGCUGAAAGCCUGAAACAAUAUGUCCGCUCGCUAUAUGUAAAAACACGCUCUGCUUGUAAUGAGAAUUACAAUCGAGUUGUUCACUUGGAAAUUCAUGGGCGGUGCAUUACACAGAUCAGAUGAGGGGAUAAUCAAGACUGAAGUCAUGGAAUUAUUUUAUGCGACUAUCGCUUGGACUUAUUUUUAUGCAGAUUAUGUAUGACUUCCACGAAGUUCUCACUGAAACUUGUGGAGCUGAAGAUUUUGUUCGUGGUGUACAAGUUUGGCUCGCCAUGCUAACCGACUAUAUAGAUCUUAAAGAAUCAGAGAAAGGGAUGAUGAUUGACAGGCAAAGGUUUUUAGUCGCUUUAUUGCCUGACCAACUGAGACAUUCUAUUGUUAUGAAUGAAGUUUACAUUUAAUUGA